AGCGAUACAAUGGUGGCUGCACAUCAUGUUCCAACCCACAUUUCCCAUACGCCUUUGCAAGACAACUAAUUAAUAUUUACAUAUUGUGUGUUCACUGUGUUCAACGUGAAAACUGGCCGAACUUUCAUUGGAUUACUGGAUACUACUUCUUCUCCUGAGAGUGUUUUGAUACCUUGUUUUUAUCACCCACUUUUCAAGAUGAGCAAGCGUUAGGAUAUCUUGAUGUCAAAACCUCACUGAAAGCAAACCACACAUAUUUUGGGAGCUGGACUGCUUGAUCUCAAGCCAAGUCAUUGAAAAUGGCGGAUCUUGAGGCAGUUCUAGCCGACGUUAGCUAUCUCAUGGCUAUGGAGAAGAGCAAAUCUACUCCUGCCGCGAGAGCUAGCAAAAAAAUUGUUUUGCCUGAUCCAAGUGUCAGGAGUGUCAUGCACAAACAUCUGCAAAAAGUGAAUGAAGUGACGUUUGACAAGAUCUUCAAUCAGAGACUUGGGUUUUUGUUAUUCAAGGAUUUUUGUGAAAAUGUGUACGACGAACCUGUGCCCCAGCUCAAGUUCUACGAAGAGGUCAGUACCUUUGUGUGUUUGUUUGGUUGUUUGUGUGUUUGUUU
Aplysia californica (California sea hare) is the source of this 607-nucleotide messenger RNA. RefSeq names its product beta-adrenergic receptor kinase 2. Gene Ontology annotation, biological process: protein phosphorylation; G protein-coupled receptor signaling pathway; regulation of signal transduction. The record is from RefSeq and is a predicted model, not a curated record. Lineage: Eukaryota; Metazoa; Mollusca; Gastropoda; Aplysiida; Aplysiidae. Gene Ontology annotation, molecular function: G protein-coupled receptor kinase activity; G protein-coupled receptor binding.